AUCCACCACCGAUAUGUUGACUGUUCUUGAAGAUUGCCGAAUCUCUCCGCCGCCGGCUACCGUCGGCGAGAGGACACUGCCGCUUACUUUCUUCGACAUUAUGUGGCUGCUCCACUUUCCGAUUCACCAGCUUUUCUUUUAUGAAUUGCCACACCCUAAACCUCAUUUCAUCCAAACAAUUGUUCCCAUUAUUAGACACUCAUUAUCCAUCACUCUUCAACACUAUUUCCCAUUUGCAAGCAACUUAAUCGUGUUUACUGAUUCAAACCAUUCCAAUGUCCCAAAAAAACCCGAAAUUCGUCACGUUGAAGGCGAUUCGGUGGUGCUAAGGAUUGCCGAAAGUGGUCUUGAUUUCGACGAUCUUGUAGGAAACCACCCUCGAGCAUGUGACAAGUUUUAUCCUCUUGUACCUCCACUAGGUCGUGUCGCUAAAGUAUCCAACUUUUUGGCGAUCCCGUUAUUCGCAGUGCAAGUGACGUUUUUCGAGAACCGAGGUAUCUCGAUCGGGAUCACGAAUCACCACGUGCUUUGUGAUGCAAGCACCAAAUACGAUUUCUUGAAGGCGUGGACUUCGAUGGCUAGACAUGGUACAGAUGAGUUAUUAUUGGCUAAAGGGUGUUUGCCGUCUUAUGAUAGACCGAUCAAAUACCCUGACUCUUUAGACGAGAUUUUUAUGAAUCAGCGUGGGGUUGAAACUCUUAAUCAGGAGUUUCAACCUCCGGAGCUUGUUGACCUGCCUUCUAAAGUACGAGCCACGUUUAUCUUGACCAAAGAAAAAAUCAAUUUGUUCAAGAAAUGGGUUUUGGCAGAACUCCCGACGUUAGGAUACAUAUCAUCUUUUUCCGUAGCGUGUGCUUACAUAUGGAGUUGCAUCGCAAAAUCACGCACCGAAAUCCAUGAAAGAAAGAGUGAAGACGAGUUGGAACGUUUUGUUUGCCAAGCGAAUUUGAGGAGUCGUAUGGAUCCACCGGUUCCCGAAACCUAUUUCGGUAAUUGCGUAGGGCCUUGCACCGCGAUUACAAAGAGCAUGAUGUUAUCGGGCAACAAGGGAUUUCUUAUCGCUGUUGAAUCGUUAGGAAAGGCUAUAAGUGAAACAGUUAAGAAUAAGGAGGGAGUGCUAAAGAAAGCCGAAUUAUGCUAUGAAAUGUUAUUUAUAACACCGGAAAAGAUUUCGACCAAGAUUGGGGUUGCGGGAACUCCAAAGUUGAAGAUUUACGACGUCGAUUUCGGGUGGGGAAAGCCGAAAAAAUAUGAGACAAUAUCGAUAGAUUGCAAUGGCUCAAUUUCACUUAACGCUGGCAAGGAAUCGCCGGAAGAUUUUGAAAUCGGUUUGUCGCUUCCGGCUAAACAAAUGGACGCUUUUGUUACUAUCUUUAACAAUGGACUUGAUGAUUCGUUCUCUUUAAGCAACUAGUAAAUUAUCACAUCAUUACAUCUUACGUUCUCGAUUGUAAAAGAUCAAUUCUGAAAAAAGAAUUGGAUAUUUGGGAUCAAUAGUGCAAAAAAAUGUAAUUGGUGGACUAAAUUUGUAGGUUUUACAAUAGUUCAGGGGCUCUUUUUGUAAUUCAUUCUAAUUUGCUGAAUCUUCUAUCUCGGAGAAGGAAGAGUUGCCAUGACAGCCAUGUAUGAUCCUUGAGAACUCAAACGAUUAUUAACGACUUUCCAGUUACAACGCCUUAUUUUCUUGUUUCAAUGUUCCAUAAUAUUUUCGGAUCUGAAAUUAUCUUCAGCCGGUAAAGCUCACAAGGUAUGUUGGCCAUAUUCUGAAACCGGAGUUCUUCUCGGAAUACGCACAUUAAUGGAUACUUUUAUUUUGGAUCAAUGUUACGUGUUAUUAUUGUCUU
Molecule: messenger RNA, 1844 nt
Organism: Cynara cardunculus var. scolymus (artichoke)
Lineage: Eukaryota; Viridiplantae; Streptophyta; Magnoliopsida; Asterales; Asteraceae
Product: malonyl-coenzyme A:anthocyanin 3-O-glucoside-6''-O-malonyltransferase-like
Exons: 1
Coding region: 14-1414 (466 amino acids)
Source: RefSeq, a predicted model, not a curated record